CAGUGACAGGCAUGUCCGCUCGCAGGUAGCAGUCACCUCAGUGUGAAGGUCCGAGCCCAGGAGGUGUCAGGAUGAGGAGGGCCCAUGUUCUCCUGUUUUUGGCCUGGGUGUCCAUUCUCUUCUAUUCCGGCAUCUGGAUUUUCACGAGUGGCUUCCUCCUGAUGCGCAUUGAGCUGAACAACCAAAGCUCAUGCUCUGAUCUCCCCAAUUCUAGUCCCCAGGGGCCCCUCCAGCAACAUCCAGGCGCCUGUUGGCUUCCUCGUAGGUUUGACAAGGCUGUGAUCAUUAUCAUUGAUGCACUAAAGUAUGACUUUGCCAAGUAUGAGCCGGGAGUCGCUGACCCCAAGCUGUACCAAAACAAGCUGCCAGUCAUCCACCAGCUCACCCAAUCUCAGCCCAGGAAUGCACUACUGUACCCUUUUCGGGCAGACCCACCAACCACGACUAUGCAGAGAAUUAAGGGCAUGACUACAGGGUCGCUGCCAACGUUUGUGGAUGUGGGCAGUAACUUUGCCAGCUAUGCCAUCCAAGAGGACAAUCUCAUUCAUCAACUUGUAGAGAAUGGGAGAAGAGUAGUCUUUAUGGGCGAUGACACCUGGAACGGACUCUUUCCAAAGAAGUUCUACAAAUCCUACUUCUACCCCUCCUUCAAUGUAAAGGACCUUCACACUGUGGAUAAUGGGAUCCUACAGCACCUCUAUCCUACAAUGGACAGCGGAGACUGGGAUGUUAUUAUAGCGCACUUCCUUGGUGUGGAUCACUGUGGGCACAAACAUGGUCCGGACCACCCAGAGACUGCUAAUAAACUCACACAAAUGAACCAGGUUAUCAGCUCCCUGGUGGAACAUCUAGAUGAUAAGACACUGUUACUGGUGGCAGGAGACCACGGUAUGACGGACACUGGAGACCACGGAGGAGACAGUGAAAAAGAAGUUAUGGCUGCCCUGUUUUUGUACAGCAAGUCUCCACUCUUCAGUCAUGAGCUGAUAAAGGAACCAGGACCUGUCCCUCAAGUGGAUUUGGUCCCUACUCUAUCCCUGCUGCUUGGGCUCCCCAUUCCUUAUAGCAACCUGGGGGCCAUUAUGCCUGAUCUUUUCUCUUGGCCUGAAAAGGAGUCCCGUGUCUCUGCUGCCUUGACCCAGGCAUCUGCUUUCCACAUCAACGCCCUGCAGCUUGACCGUUUCUUGCACUCCUAUUCAUUGGCUGCCGGCGAUCUUCCUCCUGACAAGCUGAGAGACCUUAAAGAACUUUUUUCAUCCUUGACAUCGGAGUAUGAGCAGCUGAUGUCUGAGUGGAGCCAGGGCUCUGGGACUGAAUCAGAGUAUGAAACCCGCCUGCAGCAUCACAUACACCAAGUCCAGCUUUACCUAGUGCAGGCCAGGGCAAUGUGCAUGGAGUCCUGGGCUCGCUUCCAUCCUCUGCGUAUGAUAACAGGCUGUGCCAUUCUUGCUGCUUCUUGUCUUCUCUGCUACCUAGCUGCUGAGGCUGGCAUGGCUCUGGAUCUUUCCAGCAAGUUUUUGCUUACUUAUCCCUUAUUUGGGGUUCUGGGUGCGGGAGCCCUGCUGACUUUUGGAAAAUGGCUAUCCCUGAUUGAAUGGGACUCUUUGUCUUUGUGGCCUUUAGUUAUUGCAGCCUCCCAGCUGACCUUUUUCUACAGUUUCUGGAAGCAGAAGCAAUUGUCUGUCAGACUGAGGUUACGCCGGAUUUCACUUUUGUUCUCUGGCCCCUGUCUCAUUCUGAUCUUCCGCUGUGGAGCCCUCUUCUCAGACAGCUUUGUUGUAGCCGAGGGGCACGUGGCUCCUUUCCUUCUCAUGUCCCUUCUGAUACUGACCGUUUCCAAGUUGCACUGGGAUGGCAGAUUGAUUAUUCCCACCUUGAGUCCCCUGGGAGGUGAUUCCAUGAAACUCACAUUGUCGGCAGGAUACAGAAAGGAUGGUCCUCUGUUGUUGCUUCUUCUGGGGGCCUUGACUCUGUGUGUGCGGCUCUCUGGCAUCUUUCAUAACUGUCGUGAAGAGACUCCCGACUGCCACCCUUCUGUCUUUAUUUCACCCCUAUCCAACGUGAAGGAUCCUCAGUUAAAAAACCUCUCUUAUCUGGGCUGUGUUGUGUGUCUGGUGGCCAUUGUAUACCUGGUAAGGAAGUGGCUGCAGCAUUAUGGAAACCUCAACAGCUCCUCUGCAUUGGUUCUUUAUAUACGUUGGGGAUUCCCUCUUAUAGCAGUGUCUAUCUCUUGCUACUGGGCUUUGAGUGCUGGGACGGAGGAUAGCCUAGCUAGAUUACGGGAUCUCACACAACUGGCUCUUGUAGCUUUUCCUAGAGCUGUUUAUUCACUUGCAGUCUUGGGUUUUGUAUUUCUACUGUGGAACCCUGUGACUGUAUUCAUGAAAAGGACUCAGGACUCAGAUGCUGAUAAUACUGUCACUACCUACGGCGGAGCCCCAGGAUCCCAAGCAGAACUAUUGCACGUCAUCCCUCAAAUCUACAGGAAGAUGCAACGCACAAUAAAAAGCCGCCUCCAUCAUGGAACGGAUGAAGAGGAAGAAAAGAAAGGGGCUGCUAUAGAAGCCUAUGGCCUCGGCAGUGUGUAUUCGGCAGCCAUGAUUGUGGUUCUGUUUCUGCUCACCUUGGUCCUGCUUCUGCUGCAUAGUGAACGGAUAACUCCAGCCUUUCUCAUUCUGCUUCUGGAAGCCUUUGUGAUUCUGCAUAUCCACAGCCAUGUGCAGAAUCUUUACUGUGCACCUGACAGCUCAGGCCAGUUCUCUGUGCCAUGGUAUGCCGUUAUUGCUUGGGCCCUUGCCGGAACGCAAUGGUUCUAUUCCACGGGCCACCAGCCUGUCUUCCCGGCCAUUCACUGGAAUUCAGCCUUUGUAGGGUUCCAGGAAGGACAUGAAAACAACAUCAUUCCUGCUGUUCUGGUGGCAGCCAACACCUUCUCUGCUCACAUCUUGUUCUCAGCUGGAUCCUCUCUCCUGCUGUUUUGGCCGUUCCUGUGUGAAACUCCCAGUAAGAAGAAGAGAGGGAAGAAGGAGACAGAAGAAGCGCCUCUGAUGGAAAUGAGGCUGAGGGAAAACCCAGACAAGUUUUCAGGGGCUCUGCUACAACUGGGUACCAAGUACCUCUUCAUUCAGGGAGUGCAGCUUCUGUCCUGCGUCUGUGCAGCCAUGAUCCUGCGAAGGCACCUCAUGGUCUGGAAAGUGUUUGCACCAAAGUUCCUGUUUGAAGCAGUGGGUUUUACGGUGAGCAGCGUAUUCCUGUUCCUGGGGAUCGUGCUGGUGCUCCGGGUGGACAACGCAGUCAUGUCUUGGUUCAAGAGUCUCAUCCUCCAGCAGCAGAGGUAGCAAAGAGCAACUGCCACCUGAAGGCCAAACCUUCUCAUCUGAGCCAGAACUAAGACUAAAUAUGGCUGCCUGGGUCACUGACCCUCUUGUAAUGCAGCCAGGCCAAGGGUGUUGCCAUUAAGGAGAAAAGUUGCGUAUUCUCCACAAUAAAUCUGAGCCCCGUUAUUAGGGACAUAUUUGUACAGCAGUUUAUUCUUACUGUUUGUUCCUGAUGGUUUCACUGCAGCCUCCAAUCAGCUGCUUCUGCCAACCACAACAUUAAACUAUAAACAUUGCCCUGAGCCAGUGCGACUAUGUGGGGAGGUUUAAUAAAAACUUUUUCAUA
Molecule: messenger RNA, 3663 nt
Organism: Xenopus laevis (African clawed frog)
Lineage: Eukaryota; Metazoa; Chordata; Amphibia; Anura; Pipidae
Gene: pigo.L
Product: phosphatidylinositol glycan anchor biosynthesis class O L homeolog
Biological process (GO): GPI anchor biosynthetic process
Cellular component (GO): endoplasmic reticulum membrane
Molecular function (GO): transferase activity, transferring phosphorus-containing groups; mannose-ethanolamine phosphotransferase activity
Source: RefSeq, marked provisional